AUGGGAGGCGGGGGAUCCUCGGCCUUGGCGCAAGCUACUUUCCAAAAAGAUAGAGCAACUUGGAUGCGGUCCAAGCGAUUCAGCCCGGAUAUGAAUUACAUGGUGGACCGCAUUACGUUGCCAAUUGUGGAUGAGUCGGAAAAGAAAGACAAGCCUGAAGAGAAAGAAAAGGGAGCAGUUGAAGAGAAGGAGGAUUCGAAGAAGAUUCCCUUGAGGCCAUACCAACCUCCCAUUCCAUAUCCUAUGCCAAAGUAUGCAAAGUUUUUAAAAGAAAUCCUAAGCAACAAGAGGAAGUUAGAGGAUUUGGGAUUGGUGACCUUGAAUGCAAAAUGCUCAGCAGUGUUUCAGAGCAAGAUUCCACUCAAACGACGCGACCCAAGGAGUUUUACUAUACCUUGUUUGAUUGGAGAUAAAUUGAAAUUGCUAGCAUUAGCUGAUUUGGGAGCUAGCAUCAAUUUGAUGCCUAGUUCAUUGUUUGAGGAGUUAGGACUAAGCACUUCUAAGCUAACUCCUACCAGGAUGAGUAUACAACUAGCAUACAGAACUGUUAAGUACCCGAAAGGGAUUAUAGAAGAUGUGCUAGUUAAAGUUAACAAAUUUAUAUUUCUUGUGGAUUUUGUUGUCAUGGAUAUGAAUGGUGAGAGUGAUGUCCCAUUGAUCCUAGGUAGACCAUUUUUAGCUACAUCUAAAGCUUUGAUAAAUGUUAGUAGCGGAAAGCUGAAACUUAGGGUAGAUGAUGAGAGCAUUACAUUUGAUUUGACUAAAUCCUUGAGAUACCCAUAUGAGCGUGAUGGUACUGUUUGUUCGAUUGAUUUUAUCAAUGAUAUUGUGGAAUCUCAAUUGCAGGAAAUAAUGAUUGAUGAUCCUUUGCAAGUGGCAAUGCAAGAAAAUGAGGACAAUUUAUCCUAUGAACAAGUGUUGGAGUAG
This is a messenger RNA of Ricinus communis (castor bean), 927 nucleotides long. RefSeq lists its product as uncharacterized. NCBI's taxonomy places the organism in Eukaryota, Viridiplantae, Streptophyta, Magnoliopsida, Malpighiales, Euphorbiaceae. The record is from RefSeq and is a predicted model, not a curated record. The coding region runs from base 1 to 927 and encodes 308 amino acids. The transcript is spliced from 3 exons.